AACAUUCCAGUGAGUCUCCAAUAAUAUUCUUAACGUCCAGUGAACGUUCUGAACAUUCCGGUGACUUCCAUUAACGUUCUUAACACUCCGGUGAACUUCCGGCGAUACUCUGGCGACUUCCCGGUGAUAUUGAACAUUCUGAUGAGUCUCCGGUGAUCGUUUAACGGAAGUCCGACGGUAGUUUGAUGUAACAGUGUUUGUAAAUUUAAAAAAAAAUAUAUAUAGGAUAUUUUGGUCACAAUUAAAAAUACAUAGGACUAAUUGGUGCAAGUGUUUUAUUUGAGGAUUAGAUGGGUCUUGAACUUUGUAUAUGGGACUUAUUGGUAAGUUCCUCAAAAAUUUUUUUUGGGUGAAUAAGUUCCUCAAAAAUUAAACCAAGCCCUAGCCUUGAUUUCUAACAGAAAGAGGAGAAAAGGCUGAGAGAAGGCUGUAGGCAACUCGUUGCUCUUGCGAAGAGCGGGUAUGAUAUCAAACAAGUUUGCUCUAUCACGAUUUGGAAGGAGUCUCUCUUUUCAAUCUUGCUUCCCGGAAGCAAAGUCUGCAGAUGCUAAGUCUCCUGAGGACAAUGAUACUAGAAUAAGCAUUAAAUGCUCUUACAAUGAAUUGUAUAACGAGGACAACAUCUCGCCACACGAAGUUGACCGUGAGAUUUCACCAGCUUCCCAUAGUGGUAAACUCUCUGUUCCAGCAGUGCCACCAGAAAUAACUGAUUUAUACCCAUCGAUUUCCGACUCACAGAACUCUAAUCCCGGUGUUCAAGUGCUUCAAAUAGAUUCAAACUUGGCUACUGUUCGGCAAGUGGGAGGAAGUGGUACCCAUGUCAGUUUAAAUCAAUCCACGAGACAAAUUGAUCCUGGCUAUCCUCUGAUGAGUGAAAGCACUGACUUUGAGGCGGCAGAUAGCUUCACUAAUUUUCCACUAGCCACAGUGCCUUAUUCAGGUGGAAUUUCUGGGGAGAUAAAAGGCAGUGGUCGUAGAACAUAUGUCGUCCUAUAUUUAGCUGCCCUCAAAGGUGAUUGGGAAAUGGCCGAAGAUUUUCUGGAAUUUAAUCCACUAGCACUGCGUGCUAGGAUUACAAGGAAUUCAGAAACUGCUCUUCAUAUUGCAGCUGGGGCAAGACACACGAGGUUUGUAGAGGAGCUAGUAAAAUUGAUGAAACCAGAAGACUUGGCACUUCAGAACAAGGUAGGAAACACAGCACUUUGUUUUGCUGCUGCAUCCGGAAUCAGACAAAUUGCUGAAGUGAUGGUGAAUAAGAGUAAAACUUUGCCUUCAAUUAGAGGUAGUAGAGGAGCCCUGCCACUGUAUAUGGCUGCUUUGUUGGGACAUAGAGACAUGGUCUUGUAUCUCUACUCUGUGACGGAAAAAGAAAUCAUGACUGAGGAAGAUUGCAUUGGUCUACUUAUUGCUACUAUCACUGCCAAUUUAUUUGAUGUAGCUUUGAAUAUAAUUCAGCAGCACCCUGAAUUAGCUACGGCUCGGGAUGGAAAUGGGGACACAGCACUUCAUGUUUUAGCUCGAAAGCCGUCAGCCUUUCUGAGCGGAAAUCAGCUUACAGUCUGGCAGAGGUGCCUCUACUCAUUUCCAGGAUUCAAGGUGAUGUGUGACAAAAAGCUUAUGCAUACCCAAGCUGUGGAGCUCGUGAAGCGAUUGUGGGACCAGGUUCUGUUACUAGAUGACUCAAAAAUCGGGGAGUUAAUCAGGACUCCUUCUCGAUUAUUGUUUACCGCUGCUGAGUUGGGCAUUGUGGAGUUCAUUACUGUGCUUAUUCGAUCAUAUCCUGAUCUACUCUGGAAAGUUGAUGACCAAAGUCGAAGUAUAUUUCAUGUUGCGGUUGCACAUCGUCAGGAAAAGAUUUUCAACCUAAUAUAUGAGAUAGGUGCUCUAAAGGAUUUGAUUGCAGCUUACAAAGAUGAAAACAAUGUCAACAUGCUGCAUUUGGCUGGAAAGCUAGCUCCCUCAAAUCGACUCAAAACGGAUUCUGGUGCGGCUUUGCAACUGCGACGAGAGUUGCAAUGGUUCAAGGAAGUAGAAAAGAUUGUACAACCACUAUAUACAGAAAUGAAAGACUCGGAGGGAAGAACACCACAUAUUCUAUUUACGGAGGAGCACAAGGCCUUAAUGCGUGAAGGAGAGAAGUGGAUGAAGGAUACUGCGUCGUCAUGCAUGGUGGUUGCGACUCUCAUUGCCACGGUGAUGUUUGCAGCCGCCUUCACUGUCCCAGGCGGCAAUGACAACGACACUGGCCGGCCAAUUCUUUUAUCAGAAAUGUCAUUUAUGGUUUUCGCAAUUUCAGAUGCGCUAGCAUUAUUCUCAUCCGCUACUUCAUUACUGAUCUUCCUAUCAAUCCUCACCUCGCGCUAUGCUGAAGAAGAUUUUCUUGACUCGUUGCCCAGGAAGCUAAUUCUAGGGCUUGCGACCCUCUUUAUCUCCAUUGCCACCAUGAUGACAUCUUUUUGUGCCACCCUUUUUAUUGUUCUUGACGGCAAAUUGUCAUGGGUUGCUAUUCCAAUGGUGGUAGUCGCGUACAUUCCUGCAACAACUCUGUUUGCGUUGUUACAGUUUCCGCUUUUCGUGGAUAUGGUGAGUCAUACCUACAGGUCUGGCAUGAUCUUUCGGCCAAAAAAUCAUUUGUUGUAUUAGAUGAUGGCAGAAGAUUUUCAUUAUUGAGGUGAACAUUGAAAACUUUCUUUAGAUAGACCAUGGCCUUGUUUGGUAGAGUUUGUAGAGCUUCUUAUAUAUAUAUAUAUUGGGUAGUUUGUGCCAAGGUUUAGUGUAGUUUCUAUUUACAGUUUGUGUUUUUAAUUUCUACUUUUUAAUUAUCAAUUGUUAACUUGCAAGAAGUUGUAUUAAAGGGGCUCAUAUUUCAGGGUUAUUGUUUUUCGUUA
Molecule: messenger RNA, 2888 nt
Organism: Camellia sinensis
Lineage: Eukaryota; Viridiplantae; Streptophyta; Magnoliopsida; Ericales; Theaceae
Source: RefSeq, a predicted model, not a curated record